Messenger RNA from Haemorhous mexicanus (house finch), 1927 nucleotides. RefSeq names its product secondary ossification center associated regulator of chondrocyte maturation (gene SNORC). The coding region runs from base 1509 to 1898 and encodes 129 amino acids. Gene Ontology annotation, biological process: cartilage development. Lineage: Eukaryota; Metazoa; Chordata; Aves; Passeriformes; Fringillidae. The transcript has 4 exons. The record is from RefSeq and is a predicted model, not a curated record. Gene Ontology annotation, cellular component: cell periphery.
CCCUGGUGAGGAAUACUGGUUGGUUUUUCUACUUGAUAAUUUUAGAGUUCAAAUAAACACCAGUAAGUUGAUAUUGGAAAUUUCUAACAAGAAAGCUUUAAUUUUCCUCCUCUGUCUGUAGAGAAACGUGUGCAUUCAUGCUGGUGCUGUUUGUGCAGGGGAGAUCAAGCCAUGGCUGGUUUGCUCUUAACACAAACACUUGGCCAUGGAGCCUCCUUUGCCAGUCGCUGCCCACCCCAUGCACUCCAAUGCACUGCUCUAAAUAAGGUGUUUUAUUUCUCCCCUCAGCCUUAAGUCCACAUGGAAACCUUGUAAGUUUCUCUUUUUAGACUUAGUUUCCUUUUUUGAUACUUGUUUUUGUGUGGAAAAUCCCAGUAAAGGUAAUGGUAAAUGUCUUGCCAUUCACAUGACCGUGGAAAAUAAGUGUGCUAAGUAAGGCCUAACUUACACAGUAGCCUUGCAUGAUGUUCAGCUGAUAUCUGAGAGAACAGUUUGUGUUUAGGCUGAUAACCUGACUGUUUUAAUCUUCUCUUUUUAGCAUAUAAGGUGUGUGCUUCAUAAUUGCUUUCUGGUUUUUUAGUGGUAUGAUCUAAUUUCUGCAAGCUAAUUUUGGACUGCUCUGCGCCAUGUUACAAGUACACAAAAGUGUGUUAAUUUUGAGCUCAGCAGGAAAGGAACAGCUUCUUGUUUGCUAAAUGAAAAUGCAGAAAUGCAAGCAGGGAAAAUGUGCAAUAAUUUGUCAAACUUUGAGGACUUCACUUGGCUCCUGGGAAUUUGUAGGUAAUGGACCAGUGGGGAAGAUACGCUGUUCAUAAUACUGGAAUACUCUGGUUUCUGUGUUUCUGUGAAGGUAAGGUGGUGGCAUGUGCAGAUUGUGCACUCAGGUGACUGCCUUGUCAACUUCUGUGACAAAUAGGGCCCUCUUCUGUAGCAAGAGUCAUUUGGAUCAGUAGGGAUGGGGAAAAUAGGGGCUCCAAAAAGCAAAGCAAUUGCUGCAGAAAAAUCUGAAUCUGGAACUUAAGACUUAAAUACUUGUGUCAUAUUUUCAGAGCAUUAAGAACUGACAUUGGAGGUGUUUAUGUAUUCAUUACAUGAUGGGAAACCAUGAAGUAUUCAUCAUCAUAGCAGCUCCAAAAUAUUAAUGAAACUUCUUCUGUGACAAUCAGCUGGAGUGUUCCCCUGUUUAUACACCUCAUCCAUUCACCGUUCUUUGUUGCUGCAAAUGUGAUUUGAAGCAAACCUGGGUUUUCUGUGCUGUGAACUGUCCUGAGCCCCUGAGGCAGGCAGGGACAGAGUGGCAGAGGCUGGCAGGAGGAGGUGGUGCCUGAGGAGUUGGGAUCCGAGGAGGAUGCUGGCAUUGCCUGCCAAAGGCAACUCUCCUGGAACGCUUGGAGACUUUGACAGCAGUUCUGAGACCACCCAUGGCUCCCAGGCCAGCUCUAAUUUUUAUUAUAUCAGUGAAAUUUCUGAGUUGUUUGUGCUUUGAAGAGUUUUAAGGAUUCCUGCUGAUGCUUUUCCUGAGGGAAGCCAUGCCCUACCACAGAGUCCUUCGCCUGGUCCUGCUAACACUGUGCAGCAUCCUGGUGCCUGCUGUGCUGGCAGUAGAGUACCCGCAGGACGCGGUCCCCACCCUCUGGAACGAGCCGCCCGAGUUGCCUUCUGGAGCCGGUCCCUUCGACGCUGCCACCGCCACCGCCCGGCUGUCGGAUGCCACUGCCUUUCCCCCGUACACCUCCGAGCUGGAGCCCGACGACACCACCCACCUGCACCGGCUGGACACCGGGGACGGCUCACUGGGGCCCGGAGCUAUUGGUGCCAUUGUCAUCGCCUCCCUCCUGGGUACGUCUGUGCUUGUGGCCUUGGUCGUCAUCACACUGAGAAAGUUCUCGGCCUCCUGAACUCAAUAAAACAUUUUUCUGUUACACAA